AUGGAAAAAUAUGGCCAAACAAAAGCCUAUGAGACAAUGGAAGAUGCUGGCUGUCAGCUGAAUGUAAAAGAUGUAGCCCAUCUGCUCCGAGCCAGGCAUACCAUCAUUACUGGUGGCCGGACGACAGAAGGAUAUCCUAUCAUAAUAUUUCCUGAUACAGGAGCCUUUUGGAGUCUUUCUGACGAAGACUACCACAAAUUGAUUCUGUACCUCACCAACGUGCCUACGCUACAAGAUGCAGACUUGGGAUUUGUCCUCAUAAUAGAUAGAAGGAAUGAUAAGUGGAGUUCCGUAAAAACAGUUCUUUUAAAAAUUUCGGGGUACUUCCCAGGACUCAUUCAAGUGGUGUUUGUCCUUCGUCCAUUGGGUUUUUUACAGAAAGCUAUUUCAGAAGUUAGUAACAAAUUCUUUAGAGAAGAGUUUAAAUUUCGGCUUGUAAUUUGUAGCAAUAUUGAUCAUUUACAUCAGUACAUUGAGGUUAGUCAACUGACGGUUGAUUUAGGAGGAACCAUUUCGUACAAUCAUGAAGAAUGGAUACAACAGCGUGUGGCUGUUGAAAAUUUUACUACAAACCUUCAGGACAUUUCAGCAUCUCUGCGGGAAUUGACCCAAAGACUUCAGGAAACAGAGUUUCCGAAUGAUGUCCAGUCCACUCUCUCCCUCUUGGAGGAUCAGGGUGGUGAGUACCAGAGUCUGAAGGAAGACAUCCGAUGUGCAGCAAUGCACGGAGAGACUCUCCUUAAUUGCAUCAGGAAGCCUAAUCUGCAGAAUGUGAUUGCGGUCAAAUGUUCUGAUCGAUUCAUCAAUGCAGCAGCCGUGCAAAGGUUGCUUCUUCAGCUAGAUGAAACAGAAAAAGGUUUUGACUCAUUUUGGUCACAACAUGAAAAGCGCCUCAGUCAGUGCCUUGAACUUAGAAAAUUUGAACAGGAGUUUAAAGAAUUGCAGGUGACUCUAGCUGGAAAUCUGAGAGAUUUAGCUGAAAUUCCCGAUACUGGAGAUUCUGUUUCUGAAGUAGACUCAUUGUUGGAAGCCUUAGAAAAAUUCAGAAGUGAUACUGAGGCUGAUCUAGACAAGGCAGAUCAUCUUCAGCAGGAGGGAGAAAAACUUAUAGUUGCCAAUCAUUACGCUGUAGACUCUCUAGCGCCUAAAUGCAUUGAGCUCGAGAGAAUUGCAGCUGACAUUCGCCAACAAGUAGCUUUCCGUAUAGAGAUUCUAAGAAAAAGUCGAGACCUCCAAGCAAGAAUAGAAAAAGCAAACAAGUGGUGCACAAGGGGUGUGAACCUGCUGGCUGGGCAGCAGAUUGAAAAAUAUUCCUCUCCUGUGUUUGCUCAAUCUGCUCUAAAAGAGAUUGAGUAUUUUUUGGAGAGUUCCAAUGAGUUCAAUCUCAAUGAUCCCAAAGAAAUUCACUCACUCUUCAAGGGGGUGAUCACACCUGAAUCUAGAGCUCUUGUGCAACAGGUUCUGAAAAGGAUAGAAGAUGUUCAGAUGAUGUGUGAGAAAAGAAAGUGUAGCUUACAAAGAAUAGUUUCUAGAAACAAAGGCAAUGCUCAAGAAUCCUCUCUCUUUUCUUCUGGAAAAUCUCCUGAAGGCAGGAGAAAAAUUGUGAGGAAGACAAAAAAUGUGCCUAAGGUUAAAAUUGAAGUGCGCUUUGGUGAUCAACUGCAAUCAGAGCCAAAUAACUUGCUACAAAUCCCUGACGGUAGUAGUGAAUCUAGAUCCCCUUCUCCAAUGACGUGUCAAGAGAUGCUGCACAACAAAAGAAGUCAUGUAAUGACAGAGCUCAUAGAAACUGAAAAAGCUUAUGUAUCUGAACUGAACAGCAUUAUUCAGGGUUACAAGAAUGAGAUGAGUAAUGCAGCAGCGCAAGUGCCUUCUUCCCUCUACGGCAAGGCUGACAUCCUGUUUGGAAACAUGGAGGAUAUAUAUUCAUUCCACAGCAAUGUCUUCCUUAAAGACCUCCAAGCCUGUAGUAGUACUCCAGAGUUAGUUGGGCAUUGUUUUGUAAACAGGCGGGAUGCCUUCCACAAAUUGUAUUCUACCUACUGUCUCAACAAGCCCAAGUCUGAAGCCUUAAGAAGACAGUGUGGAGAUGAUAACCCCUUUUUCAAAGAGUGUCAAAAAAAUUUAGGCCACAAGCUGCCCCUUGGAGCUUAUUUAUUAAAACCUGUCCAGAGGAUUACAAAGUAUCAGCUUCUGCUGAAGGACCUUCUAAAGUGCCUGGAUGAAGGCACUGGACAGGCUGACCUUCAAGAAGCUGUAGAUGCCAUGUUAGCUGUUUUAAAAUAUGUAAAUGAUAGUAUGCACCAGAUUGCUAUUACAGGUUUUUAUGGCAGCUUGGCGGACUAUGGCCGACUUCUUCUUCAAAGUGCAUUUAGUGUUUGGAUGGAACGAAAGAAGCGGGAACUCCGCUUUAAACCGCGAUCCCGAUACAUUUUUUUAUAUGAACAAUUAGUCCUUUUCACCAAAAAAUAUGGUAGAGAUGAUAAUCCGAGCUACGCAUUCAAAAAUGCUCUCAAGACUUCUCAAAUUGGUUUGACUGAAAACAUCAAAGGCUACAGAGGAGAUAAACGAAAGUUUGAGCUGUGGCUUCAUGGUCGUUCUCAGGUAUUCAUCAUUCAGGCUCCAUCUGUUGAAGUGAAAGAAGUGUGGGUGAAAGAGAUAAAAAAGGUCUUACUCCUUCAAUUUGAACAUCUAAAAGAUCAAAAUCUGAAACAACAUUCAGAUAAAAUACAAAACCUUGGGUACAUCAACGGCAUAUGUCAAUCUCCACCUAUUCCUCACAGAACAAGAAGCAACAGAAGCAGUUUCAGUUGGCAUAACAGUGUUUACCGCAGCAACAGCAUGACCACGAGGCAGCCGGGAGAGCUCGGACGAAGAGCGACUGUCGCCUCCCUGCCAUCUCGCAAAGAGGAUUGCGUGUCGGACGAUGGAUGGUCGUCUGCUGAUGAUUUUUCAUCUGCUGAUGAAGAUGAUGAUGGCGAUGUUUUUGUGAUUACUACAGAGGUGGGCGGUCAUUAUGUGGCGCUAGGUGAUUAUGAAGCUGUUGACGUGGGUGAGGCAUCCCUCAAGGAAGGUGAAACAGUUGAAGUUGAGAAAGUGGGAUGCGCAGGAUGGUGGUAUGUAUGUGUACUUGACUCCACAAAGCGUGGUUGGGUACCUGCAUCCUAUUUGGGGCAUGGAAAGAGUGGAUCUUCUCCAUCUGUCAGCAGCCAAGAUUCUAUCACGGGAUGCCUUUUACUUGCAGCUGGUUGCAAACCAAGCAUGACAAAUACAACUCUGGAAAAAGCAUAAAUGAAACUCUUUAUUUUUAUGCAAAUGACCCUAACAUCACGUAGCAUAUGCGUAAGACAGCCAAAUGCAUUUCAAAGUCAGCAGUUGUCUGCUCAGCAGUGAGAUUUGAAUUACUAGAUAAUAUUUAUUAACCAACAAGGAUCUCUGCUUUUUCUUACAAUAUUUUGUUAACUAACCAAGUAUUUCUGAUUAGAUAAAAGAAAAAAAACAAUGACUCAAAAGUACAAAAAGCUAUGAUACUUGAUCUCUGUGAUUCUUUCUUCUUUUCAUACAUAAAAAACUCGUAGUUCACUAUGACUCAACAAUAAUUCAUUUCUAGGCUUAAGCAAAACUGCUGUAGUUUUAGACAAAAGUUUAUUGCUUAUGUAAAUACAUAAAUGUCGUCAUUUGGGCAAAUGCCACUGCUUGCUGCAUUGUUGCUCAGUGUUUCUUUUAAAAAAGAUGAAUAAUAUUGCUUCAGAUUGUUGAUAUGUGCUGUUACCCUAGCAGGGUUUUGAUUUCUGAAAUUGCUCAGUUAAAAAUUACUAAGCAAAAAUAAUCCCUAAUAUCAAAAUAAAGAAAAAAGAAUAAAAUAAAGAAAUUUGAAAAUAAAAAAAAUGAUGAACAAUAUUGCGUCAGAUUGUUGAUAUUUGCUGUUACUGGGCUUGCUUUCUGAAAUUGCUCAGAUAAAAAUUACUAAACAAAAAUAAUGACUAAUAUCAAAAUGAACUGAUCUCUUUGGCCAAAGUGCAUGCUUUGACCAAAUAGAUUUUGUAUAUUUUUAAUUACUAUCCUCUGCUGCAUGCUUGACUAUCAUUAAAUAUGUAUGUAUAGGGCAAAAUUAGAGAAUUUUGCUACUGGCCAACAGUGGACCCUGUUUCUAAAACAAGCGGCAAUUUUUUUUUAGAAAUUGAAAAUUUUAAACGUUUCAUGAACUGUUGGCAUUCUAUUCAAUCAUAUCUCAAACUAUAGUAAACAUUACAAUGUUCAUUUUUAAAAUAAAGAAAAAUUUUAAGAAAAAAGCGUGAAAUAAUUUUCAUAAUAUUACAAAAUAUUCUUAAUAAUUCCAUAUUUCUUUAAAAGAAAUACAUUUUCAAUGAAAAAACGGGUGAUUGGAUGGCCGCUUGCAGACAGUUUUUUAAGCGUUAUAUUUAGUCGCCCUGGGGUGACUGUUAAUUUUGUCCUAUAUAUAUAUAUAUAGAUAGAUAUAAAUUUGAAAUCUUAUAAAAAAUUGCCUAAUUCAUUAAAGUACUUCAAAUAAACGAAAAACAUUGUAGAAAAAUCUAAUAUAUUUCAGAACAACUUUGAGCUUAAAAUUUUGAUUGAUAACGAAAAUUUAGUUUGAAUAUAAAAGAAAAAUAUUAAUUAGUUUUAGAUUUUGAUAAAUAACACCUAUGUUUAACGUGAAAUUUUUCAUAUUUUAGCUUGCAGUGACUCAAAAUUAUCUUUCUAGCCUUGAAUAUUAAUUACAGCUAACAUAAGUAUAUGCUGCUCAUACACUGUGGAAAAAACACUCAAACUUUUAUUCUAAUGAUCAGAUUUUCAUGUACAUUUAUUGUUUCAAGGGACGCACUCUAAAUCAAUUAGGUUAGACUACUUUUAUGUUACUACAUUAGAAAUAUUUUUUUUAUCAUGAUUUUGUUUUAUUAUCAUUAUUAUUUUUUACCCUCAAAAUAUGAAGAGAGAUAGGUGCAAUCUGGAAAAUAUAACCCUCAAAAGUUUUAACCCUUUAAUGUUAUUUUUAUUUUGUGUAUUUUGCCAUAUCUCUGGAAAUAUUUGACGAAUCAAAGCAUAUUAUUAUAAAACUCCUUUUGAUAAGAUAAAUAAUUUCAUACUAAAAUGCAUUUUUUGUGGUUUUAUUUAAUAAAGUUGGAAAAAAUAUUUGAAUCGCAAACUAUUCUAAUUCUUAUAUCAGUUUAAGCCAUGUAAGUAUAGGAAACAAAACCUGCAAAUUUCAACAAAAUCUUUUAAAUAAUUUCUAAAAAUCUCAAAAAGUCGUAAAACAAGACUUUUUAAAUUUUACGUAUCUCUAGAACUAUUUCACUUAAUUUUUAGCUUUUAAUUAUUUAAAAUUGCACAGUAAAUGUUCAAAUUAAUAUUUUGAGGGAUUGUAUUUUAGCUCAUUUAAAGUACUAUACUGCUUAAACCAAAAAGUUAAAAUCUGAAAGCAGAAGAUUAAAAAACAUGAAAAUCUAAUUAUUAGAUUAAAAGUUACUUAGAGUUAGAUUUUUUUCAAAACUGUAUAUGUAUUAGCUACAAGUAUUGAACAUUUGUCCCUAAUAAUAUCUGUUCCUAAUAAUUAUCCUUAAUAACAAUGGGGCUCAAAAUUGGCUCAAUGUAAGUCCUAUGCACUGAGGUACCAAUAUGGAUACAUCUAGAUUUUUUAAUAUUGGUCCUAGAAUGGUCUAUAUCAAGGGUUUCCAACUGGCGAACUAAAAUAUGUUAGUUUUCAUUUUUUUGGCGGACAAUUUUCGUAAAAAAUCUUUAAGGGUUUAAAAUACUUUUCUCGUUAAAGCUAAUUGUAUAAACAAGCAAUAGAAUUUAUUUACCUUAUUUGUUUCUUGUGUGUGUCAAAGUUAAAAAGAUUAUCUAGAUUCUCUCUAAAUAGUGUUAUAAAUUAAUGCAUCUGAAAAUUUAAAGAUAAGACAAAAAAUUUUUGCUUAAAAUGAAUAACUAAUCUAAAUGUUAAAAUAAAUUGCUCUAAAUUUUAAUUAAUAAUAGAAUUUAAUUUCAAUUAAUAUUUAAAUCUAAUUUUGGGUUAAAAUGUAAAAAUAUGGCUUUCGUUUUCAGUGAUGCUAACUACCAUGGAUUUUUCAUUAUUUCUAUACAUUUAAUUUCUGAUUGUGAAUUACUAAAAUUCCUAAAUAUAUUCCCAUGCAUUCUUGUAUUAUAGAAAAAUACUUUUACUGCCUAUGCCGCUUAUUUUAGCAUUUUGGUUUUGAAAUAUGUUGAUAAAUCCUUUUUUUUUUUAUGUAUAAACAAACUAUUUUGUUACUUAAAUUAUAAAAUUCUAUUCAAUUUAAAUCAUAGAAUUUAUAUUCCUGGAUCUUUUUCAAAUUGUUAAUCUGUAUCCAAUUAAAUAUGUAUGAAGUCUCAUUGUAUCGUUUCCAUAUAAAAUAUCAAUUAAAUACACCAAUCAUCAAAAAUGUGUCUUACAGAAUAUCAAUUAUAAAUCAUUUUAUUUUAUUGUUAUUAUUAAUACAAAAAAUACUCUUGAAAAUUAUGUCUACUGCUAUGAAAAACUACAGAUAGCCAUUAUACUGCAUGUUAGCAUCAUUUUAAUUUUCAUUAUAACCAAAAAUAAUAUUUUUGAAACAAUUUAAUAACUUUGAAUGAAAAAUGCAUUUUUGAUCCACAUUCGGUAAUAAGUUUUGCAUUGCUGUCUAUUUUGGACUUUCAUUCAUUAAAACUGUAAAAAAAGUCCUGAUUUUUGC
Molecule: messenger RNA, 6704 nt
Organism: Parasteatoda tepidariorum (common house spider)
Lineage: Eukaryota; Metazoa; Arthropoda; Arachnida; Araneae; Theridiidae
Source: RefSeq, a predicted model, not a curated record